GAUUUGGGUACUGCGAUAUUAGAUGGUAAAUAUUUGCAUGUUACAUGUGUUGCUCAUAUUGUUAACCUUGUUGUGAAAGAUGGACUGAAAGAAUUGAAUGAAUCGAUCGAGAGAGUGCGUACUAUUGUGAGAUAUGUCCGACAGUCACCUUGCAAGCAAAAGAAGUUUGAUGACUUUGCUGUCCAGGAGAAAAUUCAAAGCAAAAAGUCAUUGUGCCUAGACGUCCCAACUAGGUGGAACUCUGUUUACUCCAUGCUUGAAACUGCCACGAUUUUCAAAGGUGUAUUUGACAGGUAUAAGAUAUGUGAUGCCGGUUUGCGUGCAGAUUUUUUGCCAGGUGGUGCUCAUGGACUUAUUAGUUUUCCAACAUCUCAUGAUUGGGUUGUUGUUGAAAGAUUUGUAAAAGUUUUGCGUAACUUUUUUGACCUCACCAAACGAAACUAUGGUUCUUCAUAUGUGACAUCCAACACAUUUUUAGAUGAACUGAGCGAUAUGGAUGAGCUUUUAAAAGAGUGGUUUAGUAGGGGAGAUGAAGCUUUAGCCGAUAUGUCUAAGAACAUGAAAUUGAAGUUUGACAAAUAUUGGGGAAAUAAGGAAAAAAUGAAUAUGUUGUUGUACAUUACUGAUGUUCUUGAUCCCCGUCACAAAAUGAGUCACUUGCAAUAUGUUUUAAAAAACAUGCAUGGGGAAAAAGAAGGAUUGAAAAUGACCGCUUUGGUGAAGGAAUCCAUGUCUGACAUUUUCAGUGCAUAUAAGACUUUGUAUUCUUCUUGUACAUUGACUACUUCUUCAAUAGGAUCAGGAGUUCAACCACAGAUUCUGGAAAUGAUGAUGAUGAUGCUAGAAGGAAUAUUAGGCAUAACAAGAAGAGGUAUAUGCAAAUGUUGUCUGAAAUUGGAGCGAGCGACCAAUCUGAGCUUGACUUGUAUGUGCAGGAGCCUAUUACCAAAGAUCAUCCACACUUUAACAUUCUUGAUUGGUGGAAAUUGAAUAGUCCCAGGUUUCCUACUUUGUCUAUGUUGGCUCGAGAUGUGUUGGGGAUGCCGAUAACCACUGUCGCUUCAGAAUCUGUAUUCAGCACCGGAGGCCAUAUAAUUGACGAUUUUAGAGCUUCAUUGACUCCCAAGAUGGCACAAGCUUUGAUUUGCGGCCAAGAUUGGCUUCGCCACACUCCAGACACAUCAAUGGAAGAGGCAGAUGAAUUUUGUCAGAAACUUGACAAAGGUAUUUUUUAUCAUUUUGUUCAAAUUUCAUGUAGUAUUACACUAUGACAUGACUUUAUUUUAAUUUUUUUACAAUUACAUAUCAAUUGUUUGUUGUAGAGUUGGUAAUAAUAAACUCCGGGUCUGAUGUUGAUGUUCUUGGCAUGUCAUGAACGACACAACACUCUUCAUGAUAAGAGUAUUUAUAUCAAUUUUAUUUCUUCAAAUAAAAUAAAUAUGAAUACAACAUAAUUGAUUUAUGUUUAUUGUUUUGGCAGGUUUCCUUCUACUUUGCAGAUGGUUCAAUAAUAAUAAAUGGAGAUUGAAGUUGUUGACUUGUUUUUAUAAUAAUUGACAGACUUUGUAUUGUGUAUUUUCUAAAUGUGGUUGAGUUUGUAAUUUCUAUAUUCUGACUAUCUAAGAAGUAUUAUGACUUAUGAAA
This is a messenger RNA of Cuscuta europaea, 1644 nucleotides long. NCBI's taxonomy places the organism in Eukaryota, Viridiplantae, Streptophyta, Magnoliopsida, Solanales, Convolvulaceae. The record is from the annotation of a GenBank genome assembly.